AUGUUCACUACAAAUUCUGCAUGCGAGACGACUAGCCACCGAGUGCCAACGCAGGAAGUAGAAUUCAAGGAUAUGCUACCUCGUGGUGGAUCACGAGCACUAGUAGUUUCUGCGCGAGAUGGAAGAGAUAUAAACCGAUUCAGCGUAGCCAUCGCAAGGUACGGCCUCUCAGAACAAGUAUCAAAGUACAACGACGACGAUUUGGGUCUGGAGGGGGAGGGGAGGGGAAGGGGGAUCUCAGCCAUUCCCAAGAUGAUGGUGGGAGUCUACGGGAUGCGGGUCGUAGGAUUGGCGAUACAAAAGAACAAGAACGCCGGGGAUUUCCGUGGCCAUAAGCGCUCAAUAUUUUCGCCUCUCCACGCUCUCGCACGUAAUAUCAAUGAUCUUGAAGCUGGUGUAGCCCAUGAAGAAUUCGACAGCGACUCUUCUGAUGAAAAUGAAGACGAAGAUGGCUUCAUCGCCGAAGGAGAUGUCUCGGACAGCACAUCUGAUUCACCGAACUUCUCCGACCUAUGUUCUCCAGCUUUGGACGGAGAUGAAUGGGACAGUCUCUUGGAGAGGGCAAAGACCCGUGCAAACUUCUCCGAAAGACCUUUGGAUGGUGACGAAGGUUAUAACCUCGGUCUUUUGGAUGCCCCCCCUGAACUUUGGGUUCUAUCAUGUUUUGGUGUGAAGGCCGCCUUCAUUAUGCCGCUCAUGGAAAAGCAGGUGUGGCUAGAAGCCGAUAUGUCGGCCAGUUUAAAGAACUGGCUGGUCGAUAUACCUGGAGUCGUCCAUCGCAAUCAACAGGUCGUUCUUCAUGCCGUCUCACCCCAUGAAAGUCGGCGCGUGCUGUCUAGCACAUUGACGCCUCCCUUCGUACCGGGUAGUUGGGUCAAAGUUCGUCGAGGUAAUUUACAAGGUGAUGUCGGGAUGGGAUCGACGUACGAGCAUGAUCUUCUUGUCAGUCGGAUCGUCUUCUCCCUGAUUGAGAUCGCGCGCAAGAUCCCAGAUAAUCUUGCCACUCUUUUUGCGCAAUCACGCCAUCCUCAAGUUCGUAAAAACAUAUACAGCGUUCCUAGAAUUUCCGAAUGGUGCUUUCAUGAAGGAGAAAUGAUCACUGACACCAGCAAGGGUCAAUCUGGGACCAUCCGUAGCAUUGGCGAGCAUGCCGUGGAGGCGGAAUUUACCGACGGUCUCUUUCCCGUUACAUGGGCCAACUGUCGAAAGGAAUUCAACAUAGGACAAUAUGUAGAGAUUUCGGAGGGAGAGUCUGGGGAUAGAUGGUCCGGAUGGAUUCAUGCCAUUGAAAACGGGAUGUUGCAUUUAAUUUCUCCUCCUGGGCGUACGAACUACGCAAUUGAGGCACGUGGCGUCCAUCCCAACGCCGUCGUUGCGAUCCCUGCGCCGGAUGGUUUAUAUGAUAGUCCAGCUCAAGCCACUCAAAGUCUUGCAUCGACCCCUUCUGCGCCUUGGAAGGGGGUCAUGGUCCUGAUUACCAAGAAACGCCAUCACUGGCGUGGAAAGAAAGGAUAUGUUAUCGAUGUUAACCCGACAAUAGAUCUCGAUACUCAAAAAGCAGGCUUAGCAGUGCUUGUGGAGCUCGCAGUUUACGACCCUAACAUCCCUUUCGGUCGUCUAUGGUUCCCAUAUCUCGAUGUUGUGGAAGAGGAAUCAUGGCUACCUCUCAAUGAAGCACGACCGCUGGAAGUCGGACAAGAAUUCUUUCACAACUUGGUGCCGGAAACUAACGUCCUGCAAAGUAAAGGCAGACGUAUUCCAACAAUUGUUCUUUCACAACAGCCAGAAGAACCAGGAAACGCUACUCCUCUGCCAGACCCUUCAGAACGAUGCCUCUCUCCGGCAUGGAAUCCAUCAUCUCCAGACCCCCCGCUGCAUUGGUGCCUUGAUUCCCGUCUUCUCGGCGCUCGGUUCCGCGUGCAGUACAACGGACGCCAGAUCGUGGCGUUGACGAAACGCAACUCGCGAAGGGAUAUAAUUUGCGUCAGGAAUGAUACGUCACUGGAAGAAGACCUGGAUCCUGCAAGAGUGCUUGCAAUCCAUCCUAAAAUCCGACACUACGAUAUGUUUUUGGUAAUUUCAGGGGAGCAUUGUGGAAAAUGGGUCAGGAGCAUUCAAUUCAGCAAGCGCUCAUCCAGCGAUAACACGGAUAUUGAUUGGACUGUUGCCGUUGUUAUUCCCAGAGCUCCAUACCUCCCAGACAACGUGACCGACGAAAGGCUGAUAUUGCAUAAUUCGAGGAUGACUGUUGCAGAAGAGACAAGAGAAUCUAAAGCGUUGAAUUCGACUUUGAGGAGGCAAUUACGACAACCUUCGCGAGACUACUGA
Desarmillaria tabescens is the source of this 2328-nucleotide messenger RNA. RefSeq lists its product as uncharacterized. The record is from RefSeq and is a predicted model, not a curated record. NCBI's taxonomy places the organism in Eukaryota, Fungi, Basidiomycota, Agaricomycetes, Agaricales, Physalacriaceae. Bases 1 to 2328 code for a protein of 775 amino acids. The transcript has 9 exons.